UGACGUCACUACCUAAGGGAGAAAGAUAAAGAAUAAGAAGUGUAGAAAUUUUAUUGUGUCGUGGUGUCGAAAAAAAAUAAAAAUAAAAUAAAUUUCAAUAAGAUUACACGAUUGCAUUUAAAAAUUUAAAAAAACAAUAAUUUAAAAUGUCGUACGCAUAUCUUUUCAAGUAUAUAAUAAUUGGCGAUACUGGUGUUGGUAAAUCAUGUCUACUAUUACAAUUUACUGAUAAACGUUUUCAACCAGUACAUGAUCUGACAAUUGGAGUCGAAUUUGGUGCACGUAUGAUAACUAUUGAUGGCAAACAAAUUAAAUUACAAAUUUGGGAUACGGCAGGACAAGAAGCUUUCCGUUCAAUAACAAGAUCAUACUACCGUGGAGCAGCUGGUGCUCUACUAGUUUACGACAUAACGCGUCGUGAGACAUUUAAUCACUUAACAACAUGGUUGGAAGAUGCAAGGCAACACUCAAACUCAAACAUGGUAAUUAUGUUGAUUGGUAACAAGAGUGAUCUCGAUGCACGGCGAGAAGUCCGCAGAGAAGAGGGUGAGGCGUUUGCACGUGAACACGGAUUAGUUUUUAUGGAAACUAGUGCCAAGACAGCUGCCAAUGUUGAAGAGGCAUUCAUAAAUACUGCCAAAGAAAUUUAUGAAAAAAUUCAAGAAGGCGUCUUUGAUAUCAACAACGAGGCUAAUGGAAUAAAAAUAGGACCACAGCAUUCACCAACAAGUCCCGGAGGUUUAUCAGGAACCGGCGGUCAAGGUAAUGCACAAGGCGGUGGUUGUUGCUAGGGUAUGAGAGUUACAUGUCCACCAAUCAAUUAUCCUUCAAUAUAAAAAAAUAUAUACAUUUAAAUGUCUCAUUCCUGCUCUUGAAUAAUUAUAUUUAUAACAAAUAUACAAUUAAAUCAUCUACCACUUAAUUGUACAAUUAAUCUUUAAUUAUAUUGUUUUGUCGCAUCCCCAGAUAACGAAUCGUCAUAAAUUAAUAUCUUUAUUUUAAUUUAACUAACUAUUUAAAUAUUAAUUUUUUCCAUUAAGUUCUGUACAUAAAUUCCAAAUCAUUUAAUAUUCAAUUAGCUGUUGUAGAAAUUAUUACUAUUAUUAAUACUAUCAUUAUAUGUAUCUUGUAGUUAAUGAUUAUUAUGUUAUAUUAAUAGUAACAAAUAACAAUAUUCAUACCAGCGCGCGCUUAACGCGCCGUUAAAUAAAUCUGAUUACGUGUUACAUAAAUUUUUACCACUUUAAUAAUUUAUGUUACACAAAAAUAAAAUUAAAAGUCUAAUGACUUUUCACUUGAUAAAACUUUGUGUUGAUAAUUAUUCAUUAAAUUUAUAAAGUUAAGUGCGUUAAUGAGCAGGAAUGACACUUACUCGCUCAUCUCAAUGACAUGAUGUAUAUGUAUUAAUGGUAUACAUAAUUAAUUAUUAUUAUUAUUAUUAAUAUUAAUAUUAAUUUCAAUUGUGAAUUAUAUAAUCUUUUUAUUAAUUAGUAUAUUAUUUAAAACUCUGCUUAAUUAAAUAAACAAAAGCCUAAUCCAUGCUGCUGUCAAAUUUAAAUUCAAUGCAGAGUUCAUUUUUUUAAAUUAAUUAAUUAAUUGUUUUAAAUACAAAUGAUUUUUUACCAUAAGAGAAUCCGAUGAUAAUUAAAAUAAAUAAUAAUACUAAGGUAUGAUUAUUUAUUUUAAUUUAAAUAAAAGAUAUCGUUAUAAUAUAAAUAAUUGCAAGUAUAUAUAUGACAAAUGAUAAUGGAUAUAAAUAAAUAUAUAUGACAGAUGAUGAUUAAAUGUAAAAUGUGCUUAUUGGAAUUUAAAUACGCACAUGGUUUGAUUGUAUUUGCUUUUAAGACUAGUCAAAAUAAUUAACAUCAUAUAUAUAUUAUAUAAAUAUGGAAAAUGAAUUCUUAUUACUUGUAACUUAAUAUUAUUACUAUUAUUGUAAUAUCUUGAGGUAUAAUUAUGAUUUUUAUUUUAAAAUAAAGACUUAUAGGUACAAAGAACGUAAAGGUAAAAAAAAUUAUUACUAAAAAUAAUAAAUUUUAAAUAAAGUAAAAUCUUAAAAAGCUUUUAAUUAAGACAAUU
Molecule: messenger RNA, 2079 nt
Organism: Microplitis mediator
Lineage: Eukaryota; Metazoa; Arthropoda; Insecta; Hymenoptera; Braconidae
Gene: Rab2
Product: ras-related protein Rab-2
Exons: 4
Coding region: 147-791 (214 amino acids)
Cellular component (GO): Golgi apparatus
Molecular function (GO): GTPase activity; GTP binding
Source: RefSeq, a predicted model, not a curated record